Molecule: messenger RNA, 1687 nt
Organism: Euleptes europaea (tarantolino)
Lineage: Eukaryota; Metazoa; Chordata; Lepidosauria; Squamata; Sphaerodactylidae
Gene: LRRC17
Product: leucine rich repeat containing 17
Exons: 4
Coding region: 301-1623 (440 amino acids)
Molecular function (GO): protein binding
Source: RefSeq, a predicted model, not a curated record
CUGCAGCAGUGCAAGCACAGCUUUAGUAUACCAUGAGUGCUGGACGCUGCUGGUCAUCUACAGGAUUCCCUUCUGUACAUUAUAGAAAAGAAAGCUGAAAUGCUAACCUGGAGGCAGCCAGAAAGGUCCAGAUAGAUGAGUUUGUGACAUCCUCUUCCAGAGCCAAGGGAUUCCAAAUACCCCCACUGUGCCUCCUUGACUCAGAAUCCCAAAUUUAAGACUUCCAAACUCAAAUUUCAGAGGAAUACUCUGACUGUUCCAGCUGUUGUACAAAGAAAUUGGGGCCAGCUGGAUGUCAGGAUGCAAGUGGUUACAAUUAUAAUACUACUCCUCUUUUGUAAAGCAGCUGACUUUAGGAAGAUAAGGAAUGGAAGUUCGAGAAACAGAGCUAAUAAUGGAAAGGCGAAUGGCUUAAGAAAGACAUCCAGCACUGUUAAGCGCUAUACCCCUGGCCUCCCAUGUGAUGUAUACACCUAUCUUUAUGACAAAUACUUAGAUUGCCAAGAAAGAAAACUGACUUUUGUAUUGUCUGAUUGGCCUGAAGAUUUAAAACACAUGCUCCUAGCUAGGAACAGGAUUCGCAAGUUGAAGAACAACAUGUUUUCUAAAUACAAAAAACUAAAAACCUUAGAUUUACAACAGAAUGAGAUAUCAAAAAUUGAGGACCAAGUUUUUUUCGGUUUAAACAAACUAACGACACUCUUACUUCAGCACAAUCAGAUGAAGACCUUGUCUGAGGAGGUAUUUAUUUACAUGCCUCUUUUGAGUUACUUGCGCCUAUAUGAUAAUCCCUGGCAUUGCAACUGUCAGAUGGAAAGUCUUAUAACAAUGCUGCAGCUUCCAAGAAACAGGAACUUUGGAAAUUAUGCUAAAUGUGGACAUCCAACAGAACGAAAAGGUCAAAAGCUCAAACAGAUAAAAGCUGAAUCUUUAUGCGCUGAAGGGGAAAGACCAGACCCGAGCAAUCUAGAAGUUCCAAAGCGUGACGUCACCAGACCAGAAUUUGAUUCCUCUCUCUGCCACAUUUAUUUGUAUCCUGUACAAACACUAGACUGCAGAAAGAAAGAGUUACAGACAGUUCCUGGUAACAUACCUCCAGAUGUUGUUAAACUCGAACUUUCCAACAAUAAAAUCAAGCAGCUACGACCCAAGGAAUUUGAAGAUAUUCAUGAUCUGAAGGUAUUAAACCUUAGUAGUAACGGGAUAUUUCACAUAGAUCCAGCUGCAUUUGCUGGACUCAUCAAUCUGGAAGAACUAGACUUAUCUAAUAACUCCUUGCAAAAUUUUGAAUAUGGAGUAUUAGAAGACUUGUACUUUUUGAAAAUACUUUGGCUUAGAGAAAACCCUUGGAAAUGUGACUACAACAUUCAUUAUCUUUUCUACUGGUUGAAGCAUCACUACAGUGUUCAUUACAGUGGCUUGGAAUGUAGAAAACCUGAGGAAUACAAAGGUUGGCUGGUUGGAAAAUAUGUAAGAAGCUAUUAUGAAGAGUGUCCCAAAGGCAGGCUCUCUGUUUAUCCAGAAACGUUUGAACAAGACACAGAUGAUGAAGAGUGGGAGAGGCUCAAGGAACCACAAAGAACAGCAAAGAAAUCUGGUGUACUUGUUACUGUAAUUGGUUAAUUUGGGGAUAUUUUUAUUGCUACAUUCAAGCCUGUGAUACUUUUUCUAUGAGAAAGAAAGUCUU